This is a messenger RNA of Anopheles stephensi (Asian malaria mosquito), 8526 nucleotides long. Its product is annotated as neural cell adhesion molecule 1-like. The transcript is spliced from 15 exons. NCBI's taxonomy places the organism in Eukaryota, Metazoa, Arthropoda, Insecta, Diptera, Culicidae. The record is from RefSeq and is a predicted model, not a curated record. Gene Ontology annotation, molecular function: protein binding. Bases 2153 to 4915 code for a protein of 920 amino acids.
CGCCUUCGUUCGACAGACGUUGAGCGCGCGUUAGCCCCACGGUGGUACGCACGGUACGCGUUCGAGUGUACUUCCUUGUUUCCUUUCGGGAGGGCGAAGUUCGGUCAGCAGUUUCGGUGUCCUGUAGCUGUCUAAUCUAAUCGUCGCCUGCCUUGCCACUGGUUCAGGUGGUAUGGGCUGCGCUAAGGGACGUCCUGCCAGCGGAGGACGAUGAUGCGCGUACUUUAUCUGCCCGUACGAUACGCCAGUGUUGACAGGUGCGGAUGUGAUCGCCAAUCACAAUCCCUAACCAGCCAGAGGAAGAGUGAAUGUGUGUGCGUGCGUGUGUGUACGAGGCUGUGUGGGCAUAUGUCUGCGGAAGCUGUGCUGUAUCGGUAAAGAGGUGCAAUCGGGAGUGUGUUUUUGUGUGUGUGUGUGCGUACGUGUGUAUGCAUGUGUGUUUGUGUGCAUGUUGGGUGUUGGUUGCGUACGUUCCCAAGCGGAAUUUCACAAGCGAAAACGCUAUUUCUGCAAAGCCAACGCCGUGUGUGCGCGUGUGUGUGUGAGGCCGUGUCGACGGUGGGGUUUCAGUGUACGGUACUAGUGUUUUGUGAGCUAUGGUGAGAAAUGAAGUACGGAAAAAAUCGAGUGCAAAAAUCGCUACACAGUGCUACACGGCAGGGGGAAAAAAAGGAUCAAAGCGAUGGUGGCAAGUGUUUUGUGCCACCGUGUGUGGGUGUGAAGGGUAAAUGGUGCAAUAGAAACGAAAAUUGAAUUUAGUGUACCUUGUGCAUUGAGCUUUAAGUGUUGGAAUGAAGGUGUUGCGAUGGGAAAGCGAUUAAGCGGCAUAAAGCAUCCAACGGCAAUAGAUUUUGGCGUGUUGGUUUAUAAAUUCAGAAAUUUUUUGACUGUUAGAGAAUCACGCAUAUACUGAAAUCAUGUACAGCAUUGUGCAAGUAUCGAGGUUUAAGAAACCCCAUUGCAAGCAAACACAAAGAACAAUAAUAAAUUUAAUCGGAUACAGCAUUGCAGAUUGAAAACCCUUUGCAUCCGUUACAAAUGAUCAGCUGCUCUGCAAGUAAAAUUUUUCUUUUUAUCAAUUGAAGGCAGUGAGCCCAAGCAACAAGGUUAGUGUUACCUUCCCGCGCUCGAUCGAUAACGCUGGAUCAAACAAGACAAAUAAGCUUUAAAAUCAGCUCUCGUGCCACAGCCACCGUAGGAAAAAUGGUUCGAGACAAACGAGGCAGAUCACUCCCAGCCUACGGGCGCUUCACCGGAAGAUGGGUGAGCUUGAUUUGAAAAUCGGCGUGUGAAUAUCGGCCAGGAAGUUUGGCAGCCAACCUGGACUGGCUACGUUCGGGCCGGGGUUCCGGUGAGUUUGGCAAAGUUCUGUGCAGUGCACCGGGCUGAAGGAUGGAAGAGAAAGUUAUGUUUUCAAUGAAAACUUUCGCCACGGAAAAAAGGCUCUUGCAGCACGAUGCUGCUUCCGGGUUCAGGCAAAGCCGUCGCUCUCCGGGUGUAUUGAAGUGUGUCGGUCCGUUUUUUCUGUCCGCAUAUUUGGGUUCCUUUUUUACGUGUUUGCUUUUCCUUUGAAGUGUGUGUGCGUGUAUUCGUGUUAGUGUGUGUGUGUGUAUGCGUGGUGUUGAAUAAAAGCAAGCCAGAAGAAAAAGAAGGAAUGAGAAGAUGAGCUAGUGAUGCCGCUCGGGUUCAAAGUUAUAAAUUAGCUUCCAUCGGCAGAAGUUGAUCGAUGAAUUUGUGGCACACUGGCGCACGGUGGUUUUGGUGAAAGGAAAGCGUUAUACACACAGAGCUGGAGUAUCAAAAUUACGUUACACGUGCGCGUUUGUGUAUGUGAGUGCAGGAGCGUCAGCCUGUGGUGAAGUAAAGUGGUUGUAGAGGGGAACAAAAAAAAAAAACAACGUUUCCUAAAAGCAUUUUAAGGUACAACUUUCGCGCGCGUCAGGUAUCGAGUGUUCCAGUGCUAGCAGCUGUGACGUAACGGCACCAUCUGGUUUAGAUAAGGGAGUUCGGAAACAAAAAAAAAGUAUAUUCCCCUCAACACGCCAGGCAUGGUAACCGUAUGCACUGGGUCGAGUGAGAGACAUAGUUGAGGCACAGGAAAAUACGAGAGAGCGAAAGAGAGAGCAGAAAAAAAACUUAUUCGCCAGUCACCAUGGAGUCUUCAAUGCUGCUACAGCUUGGCGGACUGUUGCUGUUGUUCAUAGUUCAGUACACUGCAAGUGUGAAAGAUGUUCCUGUCGUGACGAUGGAGGCACUGGUUGGCGAGACAAUCUAUCUGCCGUGCAACGUCAGCACACACGAGCCGGGUGACAAUGUCGUGCUGGUGCUCUGGUACCGGGAAGAUAAAGGAUCGCCCAUCUACAGUGCCGAUACACGGGGGCGUGAGGUCGGAUCGCCCAAGCGCUGGUCGGACGAUGCCAUGUUCGGCGAUCGAGCGUACUUCCAGUUCGAGAAGGAACCGGGAGAGCUAGCGGUCCAGCAUGUUCGGGAAACUGACAGCGGCAUGUACCGGUGUCGGGUCGAUUUCAUCGUAGCACAAACUAGAAAUAGUGUCGUCAAUCUUACAAUAAUAGUUCCCCCGGAGCGGAUGGUGAUACGGGAUCAGCUCGGCAUGGAGCGUACGACGGUGGCCGGACCGUACAGCGAAGGGGACAACAUCAAGCUGCGCUGUGACGUGUACGGUGGACGGCCAACGCCAACCGUCACCUGGUACCGGGACACGGUGCCGAUGACAGCGGACACCAUGUACAUGCCGCUCGGGAAGCACCUUCGCAGUGAGAUAGCGCUUGGGCCGCUGACCCGUCAGGACCUGCACACCAAGCUCGUCUGCCGGGCGACCAACCAUGCCCGGGCCAAUCCAGUGGAGCAGUCCGUCCAGAUCGAUAUGAACUUUGCUCCACUAAACAUAAGACUGAUCGGCGCCCAUCAGCCCUUGUCGGCCGGCCGAAGAUAUGACCUUCUGUGCCAAAGUGCUGGUUCACGGCCAGCCGCUUCCAUCACCUGGUUUUUGGACGGUGUGCGGCUUGACAAAAGCAAGGAAACCACAUCGGCCGACGGCAACCAAACCACAAGCACACUAUCCAUCGUGCUGAACCGAACCGAUGCGGGCAAAUAUUUGUCCUGCAAGGCGUACAAUUCCUACGUACAGUCCGAUGCCCUCGAGGAUGGUUGGCAGCUGGACAUUCAGUACGUUCCUGACGCGUCCGUGAGGCUGGGCAGCUCCUUGGACCCGAACGCCAUCCGGGAGGGUACGGACGUUUACUUCGACUGUAUCGUCAAAGCACAUCCGGCCGUUUACAAGGUCGAAUGGAAGCACAAUAACAAAACGCUAACGCGCAACAUAUCGCAGGGUGUCAUCGUCAGCAAGCAUUCGCUGGUGCUGCAGGGUGUCUCCCGUACGACGGCCGGCAACUACACCUGCGUGGGGUUCAAUGCCGAGGGUGAAGGUAGCAGCCCGACGUUCGAGCUGAACGUGAUGUAUGCACCGACCUGUGCACCGAACCAGCCGCGGGUGUACGGCGUGGCCAAACAGGAAAACGCCGAGAUACGGUGCGUCGUCGAUGCUAAUCCACCGGAUGUGGAGUUCAAGUGGACGUUCAAUAAUUCAGCCGAGAGCAUCGAUGUGCAGGCGAGCCACAUCUCCAGACUGGGAACGUCAUCGAUCGUAUCGUACACGCCAAUGACCGAGCUCGACUACGGUACGCUGCUCUGCUCGGCCACCAACAAGAUCGGCAAGCAACGGCAACCGUGCGUGUUUCACAUCAUCGCUGCAGGUCGUCCAGAUCAAGUACACAACUGCACGGUAGCGAACGUGUCCAUGACGUCGUUGGCCGUCCGUUGCUACGAAGGAUUCAACGGUGGACUGGCCCAGUCCUUCUUUCUCGAGCUGCGUGACAGCCAUUCGCAGGAGAUGCGCUUCAACAACACCGCACCGGUGCCCCGGUUCACGGUCCCCAAUCUACACCCGAGCGCCAUCUACCAGCUGGCCGUGUACGCGUUCAACUCGAAGGGACGGUCGGAACCGUACGUCAUGAGUGCCGCAACCCAGCGGCUGCCGGAGAAGCAAAUGAAGGACUCGGAAAAGGUGGAACGGCCCCGAUCGCCAUUACCCCUAACGCCCACCCUGUCGAUAGCGAUCGGGCUGGCGGCGGCCGUACUUAUUGGCAGCUGUGCCAUUGUGCUGGCGCUGAAGUUCCCGUGCGGUGCCGGCGGUAGACGGAACAAGGAUACGGGCCAGAGCACGACCGUGCGGACAUCGUCGCCCGGGCCGAGCGAUAAAAGUGUCGCCAGCAAGGAGUACGACGGCAACGAGAGUGACGAGAAAAAUCCGGACGUUAUACCGGACACCAUCGAUUCGGAUGAUCAGAUGGAGUACAUCAAACGAAGACAACACAUAUCGACCAUUGACACAAACAGUCCGAGCCGGUUGCUGCUGACGACCACCGCCCCCAAUCAAACCUUCAUCGGUGGGUCAAUGGCAGCCGCGCUGCACGCCAACAACCAUUCCUCCACCCUCGGCUACUGUACGCUGCGGAACGGCACCCCGCAAGCCUCCAACUCCAUCACGAACGUGUCGAUGUGCCACAUGCCUUCGACCUUUACGACGGCAACCCACACAACCUGCACACUGCCCCGGCACCCGGUAACGGGCGGUACCGGCCCGGGCCCACUGGCCCCAAACGCUCACCAUUGGCCAUCGUACGGUGGUACGAUUGCUGGAGUGCGCAACAUAACGGCCAUCUCCGUGACCAGCAACCAGGGUUCGCCGGGUGGGCAGGUGCCGCCGCCACCACCGUCCGCGAUCGCCAUGCAGCAUCUGGGACCGACGGCACGGACGCGGGUAUGUAUCGGGCUGCCCGAGGACGAAGUGUCCGCCGACACGCCGCUCAUGAUGAAACGCGAAAGCACCGUAUGACUAUAGGAGUCUCACAGGGUCGGUGAUACGGCCCUGUGAGAGUGUGCCGCGUAAACCCCGGGAACCGUGCGUGAGUGUCGUGCUUUGUGGGCCUUGGUAGGGCAAUGCAAAACCUAAUUAAGUCCAGCCCAUCCAGGGUUUGCUUCCAAUGGAAGCCACCAGAUUGUCUCCCGUGGUCCGGUACGGCGCGACCAAACACGCAGCUGCGAAACAGGACUCGUUCGUUCGCUUUACGUUCGCCACGCACCGGUGUAUCAGUUUGUGAUAUGAGUACGCUGUGAAGUAGUAGUGAGACCGUGUCUGUGUGUUGUGAGCGGUGAUGCGCAGGUGAGGCGAAAUGGACAAAACCGUGACAGCAAAGCCGGGAAGAGUCAAGAAGAAGAAACAGAACAACCACUAGUGAGCUUUUUUCCCGAUGCAACUUAAUGCAAUCGACCAGCCGGCCAGCGGUUGGUCUGUAAAUAGUGUACAUAGCAGUGAAAGUAAACCUGGCUCAACUCAUAGUCACGCUAGGAACAAUUUAACGUCGGGGUUCUCAAUCUUCUGACACGGACCCAGAUUAAGAAUAGCCAAACAAAACAGCAACGGUAAGGUGAAAAUGCCCAUAGGGAUCUUUAAAAUAUAAGCGAAAGAUGAUCAUUUAAGAGAACAAAAUCGGAGCAAAUGAAAGCAAAAACGUUUGAGAUAAAUUUAGACACCCAAGAGACAAAAUUAUUCUGUACACAAACCGAACACAACAUCGCCAUUAAUGCAACACAAAGACACAAAAGUUCACAUGCAAUUAAAAGAAUUAGCAAAACCCAAGCAACAAAAACACUCUAGCUAGCGAAUAAUUAAAAACAACCACACACAAACACAUUGAAGACUUGCACACAAGAUGAACUUAAGGAUAUUCCAGGAUGUUCCAGAAUGUCCGGAGAAAGGGAAUCGAUCUCCAUCGCGAUAAGGCACACUUGCUACAUGUGGCAAGUGAGCACGGCGAUGUGACCGAGAUAAGACGUACGUUUUAUUUGCGCCAGGAUUUUUUCGCUCCUCGCAGCCAUCUUGUCCCACGUUCGAUUAGAUCAGGGAUGGCCGUGUGUUCCUUGGGGGUGGCUUUCUACGAGUCCCAUAUUCCCACCUACAGAAUGCUGCUUAUCAGGUAUCUUUCCCAUCCUCGCGAAUGUGUCGCUGUUGAGUGUUGCAUAACGAUGGUUUGGCACAACGCAGUGCAUCGCCAGUGUGUGGCACGGGCCCUCCAUCCCGACAGUGAUUGAUGACGUUAAAAAUGGCGAAUUUUUCUUCCACCACCACCCCUCCCCCCCCACAAAGGUUUGCUAUCGGAAUCGCGAGGUGCGCCAAGGUCCUCGGAAGCCACUAUCUUGGCGCGAAGCUGGCUAUGGCGGUAGUAGGACAUGUUCCGGUGUUUGUGUGAGUGUUGUGCUCUAGCUUCUUGCGCCCGUUACAGCUGUCAACACAAUCGAUGAUGGAUGUUUUCUUCCCAGUUUUUUUUCCUUUCGUUGUACUGAUUUUAACGGUGGGAAACGGAAGCAGGAAGAUGGGUGUGGUGUCGAGGGAAAUUGGAUUUUCGCGUACGGGGGCAUCUGUUUAUCGAAAUGGUCGGUAUGGUAACUCUUAUUUUUAUUUGCGAUACGUGUGAAAAUCGUUAGUGCAGUGAUGGGUUUUAUAUUUGAUGUUGUGAACUUCCCAUUUAUUUAUGAUUUUAUUCCUGAUUUUAUUUUUUUUUCCGAAGAAUUGUUCUUUGUUUUCCUGUAAUCUUGUUUCAAAUUUAAUUUUUAUUAAAGUGUCUGAGUAAGUGGGCUGGACCCACUUUAUUGUAGAAGUGAAGUCAGUACAAAGGUUCCUUCAUUAUAUGUAUUUAUUUUGGUGAAAGCUCCUUCAGUUAUUUUCUGAUAAAUUCGUAAAUAUUACUCUGGAGAGGAAAGACAUCACUCACACUAUAUUGGCAUGCUCAAGAGUCUACUUAACCUGUGUUUCAUUCGUGAUAUUAAAUUUCCAGCCAUUAGAAAACUUCCCCUCGAUGGUAACUAAUGGUAAAUGUGGAUAAAAUAUAAAUAAAUGCUUCCAAUGCAAGGCAAGUAAUUCCGCGUGUGCUUAGCUCCCACCAAAACGACAGGCACUUCUACAACAACAGGGUGUUCAAGGUAAUUGUGACAGUUGCAUACGGAUUACUUAGAGCAAUUCCUGGCAACCGUGACCCUGGGAAGGUCCGCUGAAACGGAUAUAAUUUUCGUGAUUAAUACCACUUUGAUGUUGCUGGAUGUUCUAUUGGAAUAUCUUUUAACCUCGUCCUUAACAAAAUAGUCCAAAGGGCUCAGGUCCGAGGAGUGAGAAAGCCCUAUCCGGAAUUUUCAAAUAGAAAGCGUCGAUCGAAAGCAAUCUGCUGGCUUCCUUCUUCCUCAAAACAUUCUCAAAACUCUCGUAGAUGUUUUCCAUCCCAUUUUGACUGAAAUUGAUGGUGCUCAAGAAAGUGUUUCUUGACUACCUUCAUAAUGUCUUCUUUCCGGCGCGGAUUAUCAUGAUACACGUGAGUCGUUUCUACUAUUCAAACGUGUUAAAUAAUGUAUUCGCACUUGAAAAUUGUUCACCUGUGUUCACGGCAAUCAUGAAUUACAAUCAGAAGCGUAGCUAUCAAAUUUACCUGGAACACCCUGUAUAUGACUUCCGGCACUAGCCGCACGAAGUGACAAUUUGGACUUUAUUUGCCCAUAUCACGAUGCCUUACAGCUUAUAAGCAAUAAGAGGCGAGCAAAUUCUGUUCCAAACGUAAUGCAUUUCAAAGCAUGGAAAGAUGGCUCAAUUGCCUGGCCAUUUCCUUCCUUCCUCAGACUUGUUGUUCCAGCCUGAGUGAAUUGUUCAGAAUGAGAUAGAUUUGCAGCACAUUACAUGAAAAGCACAUCAAACACACAGUUCUGGUCAAAUGUCAGCACCGCCAUCCUUUCAAAUGGUUCAAUUACCUUUACCGUCAGUUUCGAACGUUUGCGACUAUCUAAACCAGGCCUUUAAUCAGCUAUGUUGUCCAUUGAACCAAACCACACAAACACAUACACAUCACUAUCGCUCACUGAACUGUAAAUAUGUAAAAAAUACCGUACCAAAACGAUACACACAAAAAAACCCACAAACAUCACAAACAUUAGUCGAACAAUGAUGAUACAUCAGCAAGAAACGAGAGCGUACAGAUACAAAAACAACGCUAAAAUAAACCGAGAGAAGAGAGAGAAAAACCAAACAAACCAAUCAAAAGUUGCAUUCUUUACCUAGAUAUUAAUAUCAAUAAAUGAGGUCUCACGAGUGCGUCACAUUCAAUUGUAGGACGCCAGCGGCUACCGGUGGGUGGAAAACAGAGAGAGGGAGAGAAAGAAAAGCUGAGAGAUAAUGGUACGAUGGAAAGGUCCUAAUACGUAGGUUAAAGUAUCGAUCGAUUAGUUACAAACAAAACGGGCCGGCAUGUUAUGUGGUUGAGAUUGAACGCUGGUGGUUCGAAAACCGAUGCCCCGUUUCUGGGAUGGGGGGAUAAUCAAAAGAAAAAUGCAAAUUUAAGCUCAGUUCGUUCGAGUGGGUUGCGGUGUUGGGCGCGAAAAUAUGAUUAUAAAAAUUGCAGUUGUAAA